This is a messenger RNA of Drosophila guanche, 1436 nucleotides long. RefSeq names its product B-cell CLL/lymphoma 7 protein family member A (gene BCL7-like). The coding region runs from base 284 to 694 and encodes 136 amino acids. The record is from RefSeq and is a predicted model, not a curated record. NCBI's taxonomy places the organism in Eukaryota, Metazoa, Arthropoda, Insecta, Diptera, Drosophilidae. The transcript has 2 exons.
GCCGACAACACUGAAAAAAAUUUUUCGCAUCGCGUUGUGGAGUUUUUUUCCCGGUAAUAUCAUCAGCUAGCCGCGAGCACUGCCAGCGCCUUUCAUUGAGCCGGUUGCAACUCUCACACAACCGGAGAACCGGCCGCCUUCGAGGAUCAUCAGAGCCACACAGAGCCUUUUAUGCUUGAGCAGGAUUAGGUGCUGCAGACGCUAUCGCAUCGCCUGGUGGUGGCUAGACAGAGAUAGCGACAGCUAGAGCCAGGGCAGGAGUGAGCGCGCGAGCGAGAUAGCCAUGUCGCGUAGCGUGCGGGCGGAGACGCGCAGCCGGGCCAAGGAUGACAUCAAGCGGGUGAUGCAGGCCGUGGACAAGGUGCGGCACUGGGAGAAAAAGUGGGUGACCAUCAGCGACACGACCAUGAAGAUCUACAAAUGGGUGCCCAUUGCCUGCACCAGCGAAAAGAAGUCCAAGCUGCAGCCGCUGAGCACGAAGCUGAGCGACAAGGAGAACUCGCAGAAGGGCACGCCCACUCCGCCACAGAUAACGCCCAGCUAUGGGGGCCUCACCGCUGAGGACUCCAAUACAUGUUUCUCUGUGGUGUCGGAUAGCCAGGGAGCGGACUUUGUCUCCAGCAUGCCCUUCUCGGAGGACUCCAACUCGCAGGGCAGCGACGGGCCCGUGAAGCGCCUGAAAACGAGCGACUAGCCAAACAUUCACAGCCUCCACAGCAGCAGCAGCAGUAGCAGUAGCAGUAGCCAUUAGUCCCUAAAUCCAGCCUCAUCUCCACCCUCAGUCCCGAUAUACGGUUAGCUUAAGUUCGCUUAUAAACUGCCUCAGCCCAAGACUUGAGCAACACCCCACACCCAUUCUAGAAGUAUAAGUCCACCAGCUGUCCUAAGUCCUAGGUCCAUAGCAUUAGGCCCCCCAAUUGCGACAUUUUAUUUAUUAACACCCGUGCACCGUGCACCGUGCACCGUGCACCGUGCACCCUGCCUGCAACCCAAGCCAAUCACUCACUCCUCUGUGCAUUGUGCAAGUUUUAAGCUCUCAAUUCUUUAUGUACAUUUAAGCAUACAAAAUGUUUGAUUCGUGCAUGUGUUUGUAUCUAUGAAGUCAUUAUUUUAUGUACAAUGUAAACGUUCAUGUCCCUGUUCAUCGUCAUGUAUAUGCACACAUUUUGUGUGUACACUGCAAUAUUUACAUAAAUGUUUUGUCGCUAUCAACCCAACGCUGUAUAUUGUAUGUACUCUAUAUAGAGACCUAAGCGGAAAGUGGAUCAAUAUAUGGAUAAGAAUUAAUAAGAAAAUAUAUGAUAGAUAUACCUAAAAUAUAGAAAAAGAAUGCUAGUACGAGUCUUAAGAGGAAUAGGGAGUCUUUGGAUGAUUGUUUCAAUUUGGAUUUAUACAAAGUAAUAAUAAAUACAGCUACAGAUUGAUAAGGAUUAAAA